CGUCAGUGAUACACAACAAGAGGAGUAGUGGUGUUGCAAACAGAAGCUGAACUUGUAUCUAGCAACGCAGGUGGAACAAUGGGAGCAAUGGAAACUGGAGAGUCUGUUCGCAAGCGAGACCGUGGAGGAGAUGGGGGUGGUGAGGAGGAACCCAGUCGUCUACGGCCAAGCACAAACAAAGAUGAGAGGGGGGUGCAUUGGGCAAGAUUUCGGAGCAAAGGACGUGAGCAUCAGAGAGAUUGUGAUGUUCUUUGCAUUGGAGCUGCAGGACAGGAAGCUAUAGAAGUAAAAACUCAAGUAGGGGCAAUUACAAUCAGGGAAACUGCUGUACUGAAAAUUGCAGGAGUGGAAACCGCAACAGUAGAAACUGCAGCAGCAGAAACUGGAGCACUAGAAACGGGAGCAAUGGAAACUGCAGCAGUGGACACUGCAGCAAUGGAAACCGCAAUAGUGGACACUGCAGCAAUGGAAACUGGAGCAGUGGACACUGCUGCAAUGGAAACCGCAACAGUGGACACUGCAGCAGUGAAAACUGCAGAAGUGGCGACUCCAGCAGUGGGAACUGCAGGAGUGGAAACUGCGGUAGCAGCAGAUGAGUAAGCGGAGGCAGGACGAGAGCAUUGUGGGGGCGAAGAAGAAAUUGGAUGAUACAAGGACCAUUGCAACAUGCGUCGGAACCAUUGAGAGAGACGUGUCACAUGUGUAGGAUAGCGACGUUGGCGGGAGCGCAUGUAGCAGGUCCACCUCUUAGCAAAAGUUGAUGGGGAAUGCCCACGCGAGAACACAUGACGAGUAAGUGUUGUUGCCGCAAUUCGAAAGUUCUGCCAAUUGUUACAAAUUUGUUCAAAUCUGGUCAAUUGCCCAGUGAACACACCACCCGGUUUAUGGGAACGGAUGUUGGAGGUCGCACUUGGAUAACGAAUGACAGGAAAGUCUCGAGCAGCCGCUUUAUCAAAGACGCUCAUGCGAAGCGAGCCAUCCGAACGGACCCGUAGAUGCAUACCUAAAAAGGUACAGGAGCCAUUUGUAGCUGUAGUCUCCUUCCACUCAAGCCCAUACUGUUCUGGUGGAGGAGGUAAUUGUCCCCAUGAAAGAACAUCACCAAUGAGGCGAUAGGUGAAGGCAUAUUGUUGAGCAGCUUGAAGAUCAUGUUGACAAAUGUCAUCAACAAAGCGUGCUUCAUCCC
Messenger RNA from Chara braunii, 1186 nucleotides. Lineage: Eukaryota; Viridiplantae; Streptophyta; Charophyceae; Charales; Characeae. The record is from the annotation of a GenBank genome assembly.